AUGGGGUACGAGAAAGAAGAUUCCAGCCGGUCUGAGAGCCCCCAUGAGGAGUCCGGAGUGAGCCAUGGCAGCGAGCCGCUCGAGGUCCGGCCUCUCCGCUCCUGGAAAGGGUACCUCUGGGACACCUGGGAGCUUCCCCGGGACCAACGGUGGCUGUUGUUCAAGGUCGAUGCCUUUGUCCUUACGUUCGCGUCGAUCGGCUACUUUUUGAAGAAUCUGGAUUUGAACAACAUCAAUAAUGCCUAUCUCAGUGGCAUGGAGGAGGAUAUGAAGAUGUACGGCAACCAGCUGGUGACCAGCACCUCGAUCUAUACCGUGGGAUACGUCAUCGGACAGAUCCCUUCUAAUUUGCUGCUGACUCGUGUCUCGCCCCGUUGGGUCAUCCCUACUCUGGAGGUGGGCUGGGGAAUUGCCACGAUAUGCACAUCGACGGUCAAAUCCUACCACGCGCUGUAUGGUAUUCGAUUCCUGGUCGGACUGUUCGAAUCGGGCUUCUACCCCGGCAUCCACUACCUCCUUGGAUCUUGGUACACCCCGCAGGAGAUCGGCAAACGCGCGAUGAUCUUCUGGCUGGCGGGUUCCAUGGGGACAUUGUUCAGUGGUUUUCUCCAGGCCGCCGCUUACACCAACCUCAACGGCGUGAACGGACUGGCCGGCUGGCGAUGGCUGUUCAUCAUCGACGGAAUCAUCACCCUGCCGCUCGCGCUGGCGGGAUACAUCUUCUUCCCGAAUCUGCCGCAAGACGGCCGGAAGACGUGGUGGAUCACGCAAGAGGAGCACUUCCUCUCCGUCAAGCGCAUGGAUGCCGUCCACCGCGCGGGCAAGUCGCCCUGGACCAAGGCCAAGGUCAAGCGGAUGUUCCUCAGCUGGCACAUCUACCUUCUGCCUCUGCUCUACAUCGUGUGGAACAACGGAUACCCUCAGGCGGGAAUGGGCUACUGGCUGAAAAGCUUCAACGCGGACCCCGCGCCUGUCCCAGGAACAAGCUACACUGUUCCGCAAAUCAACGACUAUCCGCUGCUCACGACCGGUUUGUUCAUCAUCGUGUCGCUGACUUGGGGCUGGCUGUCCGACGGACCGCUCCGAGGGGCUCGCUGGCCGUUCAUCUACGCUGGCGCGGUGAUUACGAUCGUCUUCUGCGCGCUUCUGCGACAGAUGCCGCUCUAUACGAAUAUCACAGGCCGGAUGGCCGUGUACUGGCUCAGUAACAUCGGGCUGGGCGCUGGUCCUCUGAUUCUCAGCUGGGCCAACGAGAUCUGCACAGCCGAUACCGAAGAGAGAGCGUUGGUGAUUGUGCUCGCGAACGACCUCGCGUAUGUGGUGCAGGCUGUCGCACCGAACUUUGUGUGGAAGACCACCGACUUCCCCGCCGCGAAGAAAGGGUAUCUGUGGUGCAUUAUUCUGCAGGUCUUGAGCAGUGAGUGA
Aspergillus brunneoviolaceus CBS 621.78 is the source of this 1425-nucleotide messenger RNA. RefSeq names its product MFS general substrate transporter. Gene Ontology annotation, molecular function: transmembrane transporter activity. The transcript is spliced from 9 exons. Lineage: Eukaryota; Fungi; Ascomycota; Eurotiomycetes; Eurotiales; Aspergillaceae. The record is from RefSeq and is a predicted model, not a curated record. Gene Ontology annotation, cellular component: membrane. The coding region runs from base 1 to 1425 and encodes 474 amino acids. Gene Ontology annotation, biological process: transmembrane transport.